Molecule: messenger RNA, 3353 nt
Organism: Closterium sp. Naga37s-1
Lineage: Eukaryota; Viridiplantae; Streptophyta; Zygnematophyceae; Desmidiales; Closteriaceae
Source: the annotation of a GenBank genome assembly
AUGGUGCAGCAUGGUUUCUCACAGGCAGAGCUGCAAGCUGUGUUACAGGUGUGUAUUGGUGCUGGGUUUUUGGCUGUUGUUGCGAAUGUUGAGGCGGUUUCUGCUGUGUAUAUAUCAGUCGAUGAAAUUCUUUCUUCUCCUCCUCCCCUCCCGCCCCACUCAGUUGAUCUGAUCUCCUCAUAUCCUCCAUCUCACCUCUCCCUUGUCCAGCUGAUUGCAUACAUAAAGGGCGUGGCGGCCAUGAUGACAGCAGUGGAGGGGGACAUUGCAUGGGUGCUGCGGGAGGCCAUCCACGCGGACGUGCAGGAGUUUGCACGCGUGUAUGUGGCCUCUCUGCUCAAGCGUGUCUCCUCUUCCAACAUGGACUCACCCUACGCGAGGACGUUGCUGAGGAUCCGCGCAGUGGCGGCGGACUGGGUGGGGAUUCCGGAGGAGGAGGCGCUGGAGGUGGUGGUGAAGAGCAGGAAGGGGCACCCCGUGAAUGAGGACGACCUCAAGCGGCUUGCCUUGCCGCGCCCCACCCCGCCUUCCCUCGCCCAGAUUCACUGCCUACAGCACUUGGUGCAGGCGCUGGUGAUCGGGGCAAGCGCGGGAGUGAAAGGGGGUUUUUUCGGUCCAGAGAAGAGCAAGCAGGGGGGCAAGGAGGAGGGGGGGAAGAGUCGCAGCAAGGGCAGAGACAGGGAGGUGUCAGCCAGUGAAAUCAAGGAGUUGGAUAACUUCUUGCAGCGCCUGCUCUUCUUCCCACACUUGCUUGAUUACCCAAGUACCUCUCUCUUUCGGCUCCUGCUGCCUUCGUCCCCUUUACAAGACGCCUUGCUACAGGUGACAGACCUCUCCUUCCUGUGGCUGCGGGAGUCGUUUCUAGACCCAGCAGCAACGGCACAGGUCCCUCUCUCGGCCAGCCUCCCGUGGGUGCUCACUCUCUCCGCCCUCCAACACACCACCAAUAGCAGCAGCGGCAGCGGCGGCGGCGGGAGCAGCGGCAGUGGCAGCAGCAGUGUGACGGUUGACCAUGUUCCGGGAGGUGCAAGCUCUGCAGAUGGCGGCAGUGCUGCUGGGGCUGGGGAUGCUGCUGCUACCACUGCUGCUGCUGCAGCUGGUGCAUCUACUGCUGCUGCUGCUGCUGUUGCUGCUGGUGGUGCUGCUGGUGGAGUGACGGUGGUCCCAUGGGCGCCAUCCUUACCAGACGCAGUGCUGCUGCCGUUCACCAUCUACGAUGAUGCGGCUGAUGCGGCUCUUCGGUCGCUCAGAAGGCAGUUCCUCUUUGAUGAGGUGGAGGCGGAGGUGAGGACGACAGGGAAGGGCCAAUUCAGCUACUACCACCACCCAUACCAUUCCACAUGCCCCAUCCCGUCCCGCAUGCCCCACCCAUUUCACCAGGUGGGCAUGGCAUUCGACCAGCUGCUGGAGAAGCUGUCUCUCUCCAUCUUCACUCACUUCAAGCAGUGUGCCGCCAGCAAGCUGCUGGACAAGUCCUUCGUGGCGGCAGCAGCAGCGCUGGGCGUGGGAGGGAGGUACAGCGUGACUCCAUGCACCUACAGCGGGCUGCUGCGCCAGACGCACCUGCAGCUAUUGGGCCGCACUGUGGACCUGCGGGAUCUGCUGACCCAGCGACUCAACAAGCUGACGAGGCGCAACCUGGACUAUAUCCUCGCCCGCAUGGAGGGGGCAGAUCUCUGCCACAUCAUGGAAACACAUCACCUGGUGGACGUCCUACGUGGCGCGCACCGAUUGGUCGCAGAGCACUGCCCUGCCAUCGACUCCUUUGAAGCCAUUUUCACCGAGGCCACCCACGCCACCUCCCUCUCCUCUCUCUCCUCCCGCACCGCCUCUUAUGUGUGCAGAGAGGUGGAGCAGGACGUGCUGCCCAACUUCCUCUGGAAUGCCACUACCCGCCGCUUUGUGCGAGUGGCCUCCCCUCCGCUGCAGCAGCGCCCCGUGCGGAGACCUGCGGUUCACCCGCCUGCUCCAGAGGAAUAUGAGGCGUUCAUGUUUGGAAGCAAGGAUCUGAACGAGGCCUAUGCGCACAUCUGUGUGCUGCACGUGCAGUUCCUGGGGCAGCCGCAUGUAGAUGCCGUGGUGGCGCUGCUGGGCCCGCACUCACUGCCCAUGCUGCUGCAGUUCUGCCUCGAUUCCCUUUCCCACAAGGUCUCUCACCAGUUGUCACCUCUAGCUGCCCAGCUGCUGCCCCUCUUGCCUGUUGAAGACCUUCAGACUCCCUUUGAAUCUGGCCUUCCAGCCUGUGUGGAGCGCAUAUCAGGUGCAGCAUCGGCACUGCAGCGCAGAGCAGCAGCGGCAGUGGAGGGGGUGAUGGCUGCGCUGAGGGACGUGGGAUCACUGCUGGGGCUGCUGGCGCUGCUCGACGUUUCCAUUGCACACGCCUCCACCCUGCAGUUCAUCCAAGCAGCGCCAUGGCUGGGACUCGUGCCCUCCCCCAGCCACAACCGUCUGCUGCAGCUGCUCCGAGUCAACCCCUCCGACCUGCCCCCCCACGAGGCCUUCACCCCCAGGGGCCUCCGCCACCGCUCCCCCCGCCACCGCCCCUCCCACGAGUCACGCCGAGAAACAAGGGGCGGUGGAACAACAAGGGCGGAAGCAGCCCGGGCAUCUGUGGCCCGUGGUGGUGCUGCUGCUGCUUUUGAGGCGCCUCAAAAAUCGGAAGCAGCCCAGGCAUCUGUGGCCCGUGGUGGAGCUGCUGCUGAUGCUGAUGCUGAUGAUGAUUGCCGUGGUGAUGUUGCGGUGCGGAGCGGUGCAGAUGGGCAGAGGAUGGAUCAGGGCAGAGAUGGUUUUUUAGCUGCCCGAGGGGGUGAAGGGGAAGCCGAGGACGGGCAGAUUGGUUUUCCGCCGGAAAUUUCCCUCCCUCCUGCUGCAGCUGCAGCUGGAGCUGCUGCUGCUGAUGGUCCUGCUGGUCCUGAUGCUGCUGCAGCUGCGUCUGCAGCUGAUGGUUCGUUGUUGGAGCGUCACAAUCAAUCGCAUGGAUCCCGUCGCUCAGACCCGCACGAUAAACCCUGGCACGGCGAUCCACCCCAGGCGGGCCCUCCUCCUCCGCCUGCCCCCCCAGCGGCACCUCUCACGGACCUGCUGCAGAGGGUGUGUGCGUCCGUGCCCGUGGUGCGCUCCUCCAUGCUCGGCAUGCUGCAGGCUGCUCAGGUCGCAGAGGCCAUCUAUUGGGGCAGCGUGCAGGCAGACAGCCUCUUCGCCCACGCCCUCUCAAUCCUCUCCACCGCUCUCCACCCCUUCCUACCGGUGCUCGCCCCACCGGUGGAGCCUUGGGCGGCCAAGAGGAGAAGCCAGAGAGAGUUUCAUCACCUGCACUCGCUGCUUCUCGCUCUCAUUUGCCAAAGACAAGCAAC